Messenger RNA from Rodentolepis nana, 194 nucleotides. The record is from the annotation of a GenBank genome assembly. Lineage: Eukaryota; Metazoa; Platyhelminthes; Cestoda; Cyclophyllidea; Hymenolepididae.
ACCGAAAGGGCCUCUUUCAAAAUUAGCUCCGGUGGUACUAGACUCGUAACAGAAGGCGCUAGUGCCGUUUGCAACAUGUUCAAUACCUCUAUUGCCUUCGCCUGUUACAUUCAAAACUCAUCACAUCGGCAUCAGUCCGCUGUGAGACACGAGUGAUGAGGUUGGGUAUAUAUUGCGAAAAUAACAAAUUCUAG